GCAAGGUUCCGUUUACUGCUUGUGUUCUGCAAAGCACCAUGAGGUUUCUUUGAGUUGGCUGAGUAGAGUAGUACGUCUCUGGAGUAUUUGGGUUUAUAACUCGGCAAAGAAAGCUGCUGGAUCAGAUUUCGGAGCAGGAGAUGGGAAACAUUGGCAGAUCUGUGUAUGAUGGGCAAGAACAUGGGCUCUUCAUGGAGAAGCUGGAGGGGCGGAUUCGCAACCAUGACCGCGAGAUCGAGAAGAUGUGCAACCAUCACUUCCAGGGCUUUGUGGACUCCAUCACAGAACUGCUUAAAGUGCGUGGAGAGGCGCAGAAACUCAAGGGCCAAGUGACUGAAACCAAUCAGAAGCUGCAGCACAAUGGCAGAGUGCUACUGACGACGAUGGACGAGUUGAGAUGUUGCCGUUUGCAACAGAGGAACAUUGCUACCACCAUCGACAAACUCACACACUGCCUUCCAGUGCUAGAAAUGUACAGCAGACUGCAAGAGCAGAUGAGAGCCAAAAGAUACUACCCUGCGUUGUGCACGUUGGAGCAGUUGGAGCAGAACUGCCUGCCGAAGGCGGGACAGUAUCGCUUCUGCGCCAUCAUGGCUGAGAACAUCCCAGUCUUGCGCACACACAUCAGAGACGUCUCCAUGUCUGACCUCAAAGACUUUCUGGAGAGCAUACGUAAACACUCGGACAAAAUUGGAGAGACUGCCAUUAAACAGGCACAGGUGAGAAGCUCUCUCGCGGUCACACGGCAGCAGCGGGCAGGCAGUGCGUGGAGAUUGCGUAAGGAGGGGGGGUCAGGCACAGAAAUGGACCGUUCAGGUGGCAGCCCUCUCUCAGAAGAGGAUUCUGGGAUACUAGAUGUAGAGGAUGAGGAUGACGAAGAGGUUCCUGGUGCUCAGGACUUGGUGGACUUCUCACCUGUCUAUCGCUGCUUACACAUCUACAUAGUUCUGGGUGCCCGGGAUACGUUUGAGAACUACUACAGGAAACAGAGGAGGAAACAAGCUCGACUAGUGUUGCAGCCACAUUCGAACAUGCACGAAACCUUGGAGGGAUACAGGCAGUACUUCAAUCAAAUUGUAGGUUUUUUUGUAGUGGAGGACCACAUCCUGCAUACAACAAAAGGCCUAGUGAACAGAGCUUAUGUGGAGGAAUUAUGGGAACUAGCUCUGUCAAAGACCAUUGCAGCGCUACGUACUCACUCGUCAUACUGCACUGACCCUGACCUGAUUCUGGACCUGAAAAGCCUUAUAGUCCUGUUUGCGGACACAUUACAGGGUUAUGGGUUUCCAGUGAACCAGCUGUUUGACAUGGUGCUUGAGAUGAGAGAUCAAUAUGGAGAGAUUUUGCUGAAGAAGUGGAAUCAGUCCUUUAGGAAAAUCCUUGAUCAGGACAAUUACAGUCCUAUCCCUACAGCAACAGAAGAAGAGUACCGGCAAAUCACAAGCCAGUUCCCCUUCCAAGACUCAGAACUAGACAUGAUGCCUUUCCCAAAGAAGUUCCCAUUUUCUGAAUUUGUACCCAAAGUCUACUCCCAACUCAAAGAGUUUAUAUAUGCUUGCCUCAAAUACUCUGAGGACCUGCACCUUAGUUCUACAGAAAUUGAUGACAUGAUACGCAAGUCUACAAACUUGCUGCUCACAAGAACCCUCAGUAACUGCCUGCAGUAUGCCAUCAAGAAGAAGAAUGUGGGAUUAGCAGAGUUGGUUCAAAUCAUCGUUAACACGACGCACCUCGAGUUGUCCUGCCACUGCCUGGAAGAGUUCAUCUCCAACAUCACCAACGUGCCUCCAGACACAGUUAACAUCACCAAACUGUAUGGCACCUCCACCUUUAAGGAUGCAAGGCAUACAGCAGAAGAGGAGAUCUACACUAACCUGAAUCUAAAGAUUGAUCAGUUCCUGCAGCUGGCAGAUUAUGAUUGGAUGGCAGCUCAAGGGGGGGGUGAGGCCAGUGACUACCUGAGUGACCUCAUUGCCUUCCUCUGCAGCACCUUUGCUGUGUUCACACAUCUGCCUGGCAAUCCCAUAGAACACGCCAGACUGCCGGGAAAGGUUGCUCAGACAGCAUGUAUGUCUGCGUGUAAACAUCUGUCCACCUCCUUGCUGCAGCUGCUGCUUGAAGCUGAUGUCAGGCAGGUAUCUAUGGGAGCACUCCAGCAGUUCAACGUGGAUGUCAAAGAGUGCGAGAGGUUUGCCAGGGCCGGCCCGGUGCCUGGCUUCCAGGGGGACACUCUGCUGCUCGCCUUCAUCGACUUGAGACAACUGUUGGAUCUCUUUACUCAGUGGGAUUGGUCUACGUACCUCGCUGACUAUGGACGUCCAACCUGCAAGUACCUAAGGGUCAGCCCGCAUACCGCUCUGGCCCUCCUAGAGAAGAUGAAGGACACUAGUCGGAAAAACAACAUGUUCGCUCAGUUCCGUAAGCAUGAGCGUGACAAGCAGAAGCUCAUUGACACCGUCGUCAAGCAGCUGCGGAACCUCAUUGCCAGCCACCAGACCUGAGUCCAUUGAUGGUUGCAUAUCAGUUAACUCGUCCAAUAUGAACUACUUAAUUUGUCACUACCAGUAACAGCACCUACACCACACUGGUGACUGUUCGGGCUUUUGCUUUGUAAAAGAGCAAAAUGAAUAGACUUGCAAGACAGAUGGAAUAAACAAGAAUUGACAAAUGGGUGCCAUGGGUCUUUCAAAAUAAGUAUUUGUUUUACCCAAAGGGUUCCGGCGGUAGCAGUUUUGCAGUCCUUUCUCUAAGCCUUUUAAUGUCUUCCUGACAGCGUCUCACCGGCAUCAGUAUCAGUGAACCUUGAAACUGCUCUCCCAUCUUCCUACAUGACCAUGUAAGCACAACAUAGGGUUACCAGUUAAGUAGCCCUUUUUUUAAACCUGUCUCUAUGAGACUUUGGUUAUUAGCGUCACAUAUCUAGCAACUGCACGUUUGACAAUAGGGACUUUAAGCAGUAAUGGCUGCGGGGAUGCUACAGUGCCCAGUGCAUUUUUGAGUCUGGCUGCUUCAUGCCACGGUAGCCUUUCUGUCAACUACAGCAAAACCCUCAGUUUACCAGUGUCUGUGAGAUUGAGGUCAUUUAGUAGUUAAUUUAAC
This is a messenger RNA of Ictalurus furcatus (blue catfish), 3099 nucleotides long. It is a transcript of the gene exoc6b, whose product is annotated as exocyst complex component 6B. Bases 141 to 2501 code for a protein of 786 amino acids. The transcript has 23 exons. The record is from RefSeq and is a predicted model, not a curated record. Gene Ontology annotation, biological process: intracellular protein transport; exocytosis; Golgi to plasma membrane transport. Gene Ontology annotation, cellular component: membrane; exocyst. NCBI's taxonomy places the organism in Eukaryota, Metazoa, Chordata, Actinopteri, Siluriformes, Ictaluridae.